UUAAUGGUGGGAAAUAUGAGGUACGAGCACUGGGUGGAGGGUGCCGGCAGCAAGCAGCAUCACCUGACACUAGUAAACAAGAUGGGAGCUGCUGUGGUACCUGUUGCUGUUGUUACCGGGUUUUGGGCCAUAAUUGGCAUUAUAUUGCCUUUUAUCGUGGCCAAGGGUCCAAAUAAAGGUAGGGUGAUACAAGUAGUGCUGGUGCUGACUGCAUCAACAUGUUGGCUGUUCUGGCUUCUUUCUUAUAUGCAUCAGAUGAACCCUCUCAUUGGACCACAACUGCACAACACAACCAUUCUGGCCCUACUAUACCUUUGGGAUGGGAACAUAACAUUGGAAGACUUACAGGCUUAUCAACCUUCUGAUGAUUAUGCCCAUUCAGCAAUUGAGUGAAGCUUAUCUAGAAUAAAUUUGGAACUGAAGAUAUGUGGCCAAUUUUUUAAUAUUUCUUGAACCUUCCAUAAGAUAUAUUAUUGUAGAAAUAUAACUGGUAUAUAAUAUCAGUACUGUAUAUCAUGUUUAAUAAAAUUUAAUGUAAACUUCAAGGUAGAUUAUGAGUUUAAUAUUUCUGUAUUUCUUAUUUGUUUGCAUUGCAAUAAUUUGUUAAAGAUACAGUAAUAUCUCUUGUAUUGAAAGUUUAUUCACAUUUGGAAAAUACAAAUGUUUUAUGUAUUAGCAUUUUCCAGAUACAUUAAAUAGAAAAGCUUUGUGAUAGAAUUUUUUUUUUUUUUUCAACAAGUCGGCCGUCUCCCACCGAGGCAGGGUGACCCAAGAAAGAAAGAAAAUCCCCAAAAAGAAAAUACUUUCAUCAUCAUUCAACACUUUCAUCUCACUCACACAUAAUCACUGUUUUUGCAGAGGUGCUCGGAAUACAACAGUUUAGAAGCAUAUAUGUAUAAAGAUACACAACAUAUCCCUCCAAACUGCUAGAAACUGAUAGAAAUAUUUGUUGUAAAAGUCUCGUGUUACUGUAUAACCAACCUUAAUUUAAAAUAACAUUUAUUCUUGCUGUGUUAUUGAAGCAUUAGUGUAUGUAAUGCUGAUAUAUUCAUAGUAACUUCCUUACAUCUCAGGUUAACUGCAUGUUCUUGAUACUGCAAUGUAUAAUUUAGUUGUUACCCCAUUAACUGCAAUCCACAUAAAUUUACGCAGGGGACCAAACUGUGUGGUGUAAAUUUACAUCUUAUUUUCAUGCUUCCAUAUUUACCGCCCGUCAACUUUGAUGCCUCCAUUCAGUAGUUUAGGUGUCCUACCACCUUGUGUCACCUGAGAAAAUGUAAGGCCAAUCACAUCGUAACAGUGCUUCAUGGGUAACAAUGCUUCAUCACAGGUAAACAAGAUUUGUAGUACAGUAGGACUCCCGUAUCCACUGGUCUGAUAUCUGCAGUUUCAGUUAUUCAUGGUUUACCAUGGCCUGAAAAUAACCCUUAAUUUUGCUUAAUAAUAAUGGCCUCAAAAUGCAAAAGUAGUGAUGGUAGCCGUGAAGUCCUUCCCAUCAAUGAAAAAGUGAUAAUUCUCCACUUAUUGUGUAUACUAAUUUAUCAGUCAAACUUUAUAAUAGGUAUGUCUAGGACUUUCUUAUAGGGUUUUCUACUAUCCACAUUUUUAGUAUCUGUGGCAAGUCCUUGUAACUUAUCCCUGUGGAUAUGGGGGUCUUACUGUAUGCCACCCUGCAUCUCUGACUGAUUUCCAUGUUUCGGCGGGUGUCAUACCUUGAAUAAAUUGUAAUAUCAUUGGGAUUUCCUUGUAGAUAGUGUUAGAAGAUGAAAGCAAUCAAUAGAAACAAGAAAAAAUUAUAUUGUAUAUGCUGUAUUGGGCUAUGCAUUUUCCCUUAGUUUCAAGCAAUGAAGCACAUCUAAUAGUAUAAGAAACUAGGGUACAUAGUGUUUAAACUUUUUUUUUUUUUUUUUGCAAACCUAUCAUAAUUUGGCAUAAAUAAAUAGGGAAGUAAAUACCAUUACAUAUGUUUAUUUACAACAAUGUUGCCAACUAGUGAAUAUUCUUUGCUAACUUCAGUAUCACAUAAAGCUAAUUUUUUGUAAGAUUUCAUUUUUUCACAGUUCAGCAACAUGCUUUUGAAGUGUUUUUUGUCUUUCAAAAGUUUGUUAUGCACAAGAAAAACUGUCAGUCUGCCAUAUUUGAGCCAAGUUAUAUUUGUGUUAAUUACCUGUUAUAACCUGUAUACAAAUUGCCACCAAUGAUGAUUGAUGGUGUUCAGUGCUACUUACAAGGAACAUAUGUAAACAGAGGUGGAGGAUCUUGCUUUUUUACUCCUACAGUAAAUGUUAUUUCUUUAAGACUGAGAAUAUAUUCUCAGCAAAAACAAAAAUAUACAGGUUUUUUUGAGUGUAUGUAGUUAACUUUGUAAAUAUUGACAUAUUCCACUGUCAUUUCUCCUUAAUGAUUUAAAACAAUGAAUGGUUUAUUGUAAAGUGGGAAGUGGUGUAACAUAUUUUAAAUAUAUAUCAUUUAUAGACUG
Cherax quadricarinatus is the source of this 2479-nucleotide messenger RNA. The record is from RefSeq and is a predicted model, not a curated record. Lineage: Eukaryota; Metazoa; Arthropoda; Malacostraca; Decapoda; Parastacidae.